Lepisosteus oculatus (spotted gar) is the source of this 1206-nucleotide messenger RNA. The record is from RefSeq and is a predicted model, not a curated record. NCBI's taxonomy places the organism in Eukaryota, Metazoa, Chordata, Actinopteri, Semionotiformes, Lepisosteidae.
AUGACGAGCGAAACGACCCCGAAGUACGUCGAAGAAGACAACCGAGAGGACGAGGCGACAUACUACUACGACGACGAUGACGACCUCGACGCCUUCACGGACGGGGAGCUUGGUAGUAGCUGCGAUGAAGGGGUACAUAAGGUGGACGGGCUGUCAGAUGAUCACAAGAUUGAAAAGCAGAGGGAUAUUCACAAGCGAGCCAAUGACGAUCUGGCAGAUGCUGCUCUAGAAAGAAUACAUUUAAGCUUUUAUCUGACUAGCAUUUAUGAUCACUCCAUAUUUGAGGCCUUCAGCAAAGUGGUGCAGAAACUCAUCCCACAGCUUCCUACACUGGAGAAUCUGCUGAACAUUUUUAUUUCUAAUUCUGGGAUUGAAAAGGCAUUUCUUUUUGAUGUUGUCAGUAAAAUCUACAUCGCAACAGACAGCACACCAGUGGACAUGCAGACGUAUGAGCUGUGCUGUGACAUGAUCGACGUGGUCAUUGAUAUCUCUUGCAUAUACGGUCUGACAGGGGAUGAAAUGGCCACUCCCUAUGACAAGGAGUCGAUGGCAAUCAUCAGGCUGAACAACACCACGGUCAUGUACCUGAAAGAGGUCACCAAGUUCCUGGCUCUGGUGUGUUUCCUCAGAGAGGAGAGCUUUGAAAGGAAAGGACUGAUCGACUACAACUUCCACUGCUUCCGCAAAGCCAUCCAGGAGGUGUUCGAGGUCCGGGUGAAGGUGCUGCAGUCCCGGAGGCUUCUGAGCCAGAGAAGAAGGAGUAAGCAGGCCACUCCCAAUGGCACUCCAGGACUCCCGCACUGACUGUCUCCCCGUCCGCCGGACGUCCUGGGCAGGGGGACGCGCGAAGCCGAGCCCAGGUGCCUGUGGCCGUGGAGCUUUGCCAGGCCCCGAAGGCUCGGCCCAGCACCUUUCCGUCCGCUCCUUUCCCAAGACCGUCGGCGGUCGUUGCUAAGUAGGAAAUUCGGAAAGCUGCCACCCGGGAACUCGAAAACCUGUCAGGUACUGCCUGCGUCUUAGAAUCGAGGACAGAGAAACCAAAUUGUCCUCUCUUCGCACGCGUCGGGCUAAACAAGAAGGCAGCCUGACACCUGCAAACCACCUACAGUGCCUGCAGAAGGUCUCCACGCCCUUUCCAGAGUAGCACAUCUUGUGGCCUAGCCGCCUGAAAUCAAGACGCAUUAAAAAUAAUUUCUUUUACCUUUA